CGCAUGUGUGUACUUGGUAAAGGCGGAAGAUUGAAACGCCGCCUUACAUCCAUGUUUACAUCUCAUGGGACAGCAAUGACUUCUCAUCUGGGGGUUUAAGAUCCUAUUUGACAAAAGGGGUGGUCGAAAUGAAUCAUAAUGAAAGUGCAGAAGAAGAUGAGGCAAAUGAAAGUUUCUGGUCACCAGAGGUGAGUUCGUCUGGCAUGGACCGCAACCCAUCACCUCCACCCGCAGAUGGAGAGAAGACUGAGGAAGCGGGAGAUGCCAUAGGAGAAACCGUCUACAGCAAGCACUGGCUCUUUAGUACUCUAACCCGACUAGUCCAGAUGGUGACAAAACAUGACUCUGAAGAAUCUGACACUCCAAUGCAACUUGCUGAUGAUGAAGAGGAAGAUCUGUGUAGAGUCUGGGAUAUGGCAAUGGACAAGGAUGUAGCUGGUUUCCUGCAGGAGUUCAAAGCCGCUGAUAUCCUUCUUGGGGUGAUUGCCAAAUCCCAAUGUCCUCGCCUAACAGAGAUUUGUGUAGGAAUCCUUGGCAACAUCGCAUGUUUCCCUGAUACAUGUCUAGCCCUGAGCCAGAAUGAGGACUUGGGGAUAGUACUGUUGCUUCUGCUUGGAGACUCCGACCCUCCCACUCUGUUAGAGACCAGCAGAAUGCUGCUGACAUGUGUGUCCCAGAGAGAUGCUUGUGGGCUGUGGAUAGAGCGGAUACGACAGCAGAGCGCUGUAUGCACCAGCCUUUGUUUCAUCAUGUGCAGCUCGACCAACUUGGAUCUGCUCGUGAAGGUGGGAGAGUUGGUUGACAAGCUAUUUGACCUUGAUGAGGAGCUGAUGAAGAGCUGGAUUAUAACACAGUUGAGAGAGGCAGAUGACAGUGAAAGCCAUCUGGAUGUGGCGGCAUCUUUACUUGAGGCUGCAAAGCAGCUCAGGAGUGAAAGCCCGGGGGGAUUAGAAGUGUACCUGCAUGUGCUAGAACUCCUGACGACCACAGACGAAGGCAUGCAGAUGUUUGCGGCUCGAGGCGGGCCAGGCAAGGCGGUGUGGGACUUUCUGUGUGUGUUGGUCUGUGAGGACCUCUGCCAGCCUGACGAUCCACCGCUGGUGCUACAGGAGCAGAAGGUUCUUCUAGUCCAGGCGCUGGCAGUGCUGUCGGCCCUCUACAGGCUCCAGCCCCAGUGGAACAGCCCGAUGGGUUCAUGCCUGCCUCUGGUUGGCAGUAUUCUGCGGGUGCUGCUGUAUCACAGUGAGAUUGAGGAGAAUGAGAUACUACAAGAGAUUCAUACCCAGAGCAACGCGGGCAAAGACGUCAAACCAAAGGACGACCAGCUCCAGGCCCUGCUGGAGACAACAGCAGAGUUUCUGGCUGAAAUCCUCCACACUCUCCUCAAGGAGGACGUGGCUGAGCUGGUGCAGAGACAGUACCUGACACCGAAGAUGAUUCAGGCAGCAGUAAGCGGCCUGCUCCCUCAGUUCAAGCCGGCAGUCCAGUUGGAGCAGCUGGCUUCCUUGUUGACAGAAGCUUAUCCCCAGCUGGCCGAGGUGACGAGGAAGCGAUUGUGUGCCGGAGGCCCCGGGGAGCCAGAACACGCCCUUCAGGAGCUACAGGAGCCUGCUGAGAAACAGCCUUAGGUUGGAGCUCAUGGUCACGGAUCAAAGUGAUAUCACGUUCUGCUUUGGAUUCAUCAUAGGAGAUUUACCAGAAGGAACACUGAGAUAGUGUCUGUGUCAGUGUGUAUAUUUGAGACUUGUUUUGUUCAUUAAAUGUACAAUUUACAACGAG
This is a messenger RNA of Gadus morhua (Atlantic cod), 1779 nucleotides long. RefSeq names its product serum amyloid A-like 1 (gene saal1). NCBI's taxonomy places the organism in Eukaryota, Metazoa, Chordata, Actinopteri, Gadiformes, Gadidae. The transcript is spliced from 13 exons. Gene Ontology annotation, cellular component: nucleoplasm. The coding region runs from base 129 to 1628 and encodes 499 amino acids. Gene Ontology annotation, biological process: positive regulation of synoviocyte proliferation. The record is from RefSeq and is a predicted model, not a curated record.